Monomorium pharaonis (pharaoh ant) is the source of this 2231-nucleotide messenger RNA. It is a transcript of the gene Pif1, whose product is annotated as ATP-dependent DNA helicase PIF1. The record is from RefSeq and is a predicted model, not a curated record. The transcript has 2 exons. Gene Ontology annotation, biological process: telomere maintenance; DNA repair. Bases 274 to 2148 code for a protein of 624 amino acids. Gene Ontology annotation, molecular function: DNA helicase activity. Lineage: Eukaryota; Metazoa; Arthropoda; Insecta; Hymenoptera; Formicidae.
UGUGCAUAAUCGUCUUCUAUAAAUGUUCACCGCACAAUUCAAUUCUGAUGCGUCUGACCGGCGCUGGAGUGGCGUGCGCAGGCUAUGUUGCUCCGCGGCCCGCGCUCCAAUCACGUACGCCACUCUGCGCCACUCCAGCGCCGGCGGCAGGUUCCGUAUAUUGUGUCGAGAGGAUUGCGCGCGCUUUCUGGUUUACGUUCGUAUUUGCUCGUGCACACUGUAUACUUGUGUUUCGUGUUACGAUCAGCGUGACACGACCCUACUCGGGUAAACAUGGAUUCCGAGGGCUGUUCGUUGACUUGCACCGUCGCCGUAGAAUGGUUAAACAUGCAGGGAUCCAUUCUGAGGAAAGCGACUCACCGAACGGCGUCGUUGCGCCUGAUUCGGGAUAAUCGGCGCGAGAUGCACUUGGAGGUGCGCACCGAGAAGGCGAGCUUGGUGACGAAGUUACACCUCCGAGGUAUAUCAGUAUUUAAUAAAUUCAUGACCGAGGGAAAGGCAUCGAUCAAGUUCAAGGAGCAAAACUGCACAUUGUUUCUGUCGAACGCGCCUUCCUCACAGCUGAUAAACUUCCUCAAGACCAUAUUCGUCAAGCUGACGGGCCAAGAAGUGAAGACCAUGAAGGAUCCCUUGCGGGAAAAGCUCCUUGCGAAUGUGCAGCCGAGCGGUGCAGUCGAGGAUAUUAGCCCGGCCACUAGUGCAGAAAUGAACAGAGCGAAGGAGAAAGCUAUGGCUGCGUCGCGAGCGACGGUCACCACCCCGUCACCGAGCACAGUCAGGAAGCGGAAACAUCUCGGCGAUGACGGCCCUAAAGUACCCGCGGCGAAAAAGCUGUAUGAGAAUCCGACUAUGGGAGAGCUGACUGAGGAGCAGACUCGAGUCCUGAACGCAGUGCUCAGUGGGAAGAACGUGUUCUUCACGGGUAGCGCGGGCACUGGGAAAUCGUUUCUGUUGAGAAAAAUAAUCUCGGACCUUCCACCGGACGUGACGAUGGCCACGGCGAGCACUGGAGUAGCGGCCUGUCACAUAGGUGGAAUUACGUUGCAUCAGUUCGCUGGAAUCGGUCUGGGUACUGGCACCAAGGAGAGAUGCAUUCAGUUGGCCUCCCGUCCAUCCGCAGCUUCGAUAUGGAGGAAGACGAAACACUUGGUGAUAGAUGAGGUUUCCAUGGUAGAUGGUGACUUUUUUGACAAGAUUGAGGCAGUGGCAAGGCACGUGCGCAGGACGGAGAGACCCUUUGGAGGGAUACAAUUGAUCUUAUGUGGGGACUUCUUUCAGCUGCCUCCUGUGUCCAAGACUAAUGACAAAGCAAAAUUUUGCUUUCAGAGCGAGGCUUGGCAAAAAUGUGUUCAUUUUAAUUUCGAAUUGCAGACAGUCCAUAGACAGAAGGACAAGGCGUUUGUAAAAAUAUUAAAUAAUAUUAGAAUAGGUAGAGUUACGGACGAUAUCGUAGACAUUUUGAAAGAAACGGCGAAACAGAAAAUUGAAAGUAAUGGAGUAUUAGCCACUAGAUUGUGUUCGCACGUGAAGGAGGCUGAUGAGAUCAACGAAUUUCAGUUGAACGAACUUAAGGGCGAGAGUAAGGUAUACACGGCGUUAGAUUCUGAUAGUUCUAUGACACAUAUAUUGGAUCAGCAGCUGCCUAUACCAGGCAAGUUAGAACUAAAACUCGGCGCGCAAGUUAUGCUGCUGAAAAAUAUAAGUGUCAAUAGCGGAUUAGUGAAUGGGGCUCGAGGCGUUGUUAUCGAUUUUAAAAAUGAUAUACCGGUAAUUCAGCUGCGAUCCGGAGCGCAUUAUGCGGCAAAGAUGGAGAAAUGGGCGAUCAAAACCAGUUCCGGUGCUGUCGUGCAUCGGAAACAGGUGCCUUUAAAAUUAGCAUGGGCCUUUUCGAUUCAUAAGAGUCAGGGCUUGACUUUAGAUUGCGUGGAAAUGUGCUUGUCAAGAGUGUUUGAUGCUGGUCAAUCUUACGUAGCGCUUUCACGAGCUCAGAGUUUACAAAGUUUACGCGUUUUAGAUUUUAAUAGCCAACAAGUAUGGGCUAAUACAGCCGUACUUGAAUUUUAUAAAAAGUUCAGGAGGAAUUUGCAAGAGAUGGAAAUGAUACCUUUGGGUGGCAAGAAAAUAAAGCUGGAAGGAAAUAAAAGAUAAUAUUUAUAUUUUUAUAGACAUAUAACUUGUUGAAAUUAAACAAUUUAUAUUUAACACAUGCAAUAAAAAUGAUUAACAAAUAA